CGUCAAAUCAGUUGGUCGGCGCAGUCCAACGCGUGAGGUACGUUCCGUCGGGAAAAUUGGGAAAUCGGUGCGGAAAACUAUAGCGGCUGUUAACCGAUUUUGUGCUGUGACAAAUGGGAUUUGGUUGUGGACAAUUGUGAAAUUAAGUCAGCAAAAAACUAAGCUGAUUUAUUGUGACAAAAAACCUCAGCUUCAACUGUUCUAAACAGAACAACUUUUAAAAAAUUUAUUGAAAUAAAUUUAAAAAAAACUGUGAAAACUAAAUACUUGCACUUUUUCUCAUCGAUUGACACACAUUUGAUGAGAACAAAUAGCCAAACUUAAAUAAAUCAACCGAAAAUAAUGUCAACGAAAUCGAUGGCAUCCAAUUGCAGCUGCAGCCUGUUGCUGCAGUGUCUGUUCGUGUUGCUGGUGCUGCCGGCAGCAUUUCAGGCAAUCCGAAUCCCCAAGAACAGCAGCAGCAACAAUGUACCAACAGCAUCGACAUCGGCAACAUCUGCUGACAACAAUGCCAAGGCUGGUAGCAAAUAUGAGAUACGCGGCGUUGCCGGUGAACCAAAUUACAAAUCGGUGAAUCUGACCUGGGAAGUUGAAUUCGUGCCGGCGGCCCAUGACACAGAUUCGAGCUCCACCAACACCGAUUCCCACUCCAAAUCGGGAGCCAGCUCCACCUCGGGCCAGGUGAAUGUGACAAAUAUGAGCUUCGAUGUGGAACCGCCCCGGGCUUUUCAGAUCUUCUACUGCGAAAUGCAGAACUACGGUCCCCAGCGGUGUCGCGUCAAAUUGGUGAACGGAACAGCGGCCGAGGUGUCCCAUGAGGAAAACCAGAACGAGGCGGAGAAUCAGGAGUUACACGAUCCCUUAAGUCCACAGAUCCAGCACUUUGCCGCUGCCGUGGACAACCUGCGGAUGGCCACCAGAUACAGUUUCCACAUCCGCCCGGCGGCGCAGAGACGCCUCCAGGCGAGCGGUACCCGAAGCUCCAAUGCCCGUUCCGAGUUCCAUGACGAAAAUGAAAUCGAAAGUGGAUCCGGCCACCUGCCAGGCCAGAGCAUUAUCAUUCCCACCAAAGGCUUCUCCGCCCAUGCCACCCAAUGCCUGCCACAUGCCUCAGAAAUUGAGGUGGAAACGGGGCCAUACUUUGGAGGUCGCAUUGUUGUCGAUGGUGGCAACUGCGGGGUCAAAGGUGAUCCCAGUGACUCUGCCGAUAAGUAUACGAUGAGAAUUGAUCACAAAGAAUGCGGCAGCAUGGUGAAGCCAGAAACAAACACAGUGGAGACAUUCAUUACGGUGCAGGAAAACUUGGGGAUCUUUACUCACAGUACCAGACGAUUCGUUGUAGUCUGCAGCUACCAGUCAGGCAUGCAGACCGUUCGCGCCAGCUUCACUGUUCCUGGAAAGAACGGAGUAGCCGCCGCCUAUGAGCCCAACGAUCCCUUCGAGCCCGACGAGGAUCAACGUCUAGGAAGGGAACUCCGACAGAUGCGCUAUGUGAACAAGAGUGAACUGGUGCUCCGGGAGCCGAACUCCCAGCCGGAAGCCGAGUCCGUGGAAGAAGCAGCGGUGGUGCAGGAAACCCAACCACCAAGCACUGAGCAGACUGCCACACUCCGGGGACAGGGCCGAUCUCUGAACCUCAAUGAGGUGCAGCAGCAGAAUGUGGCCGAGGAGCCGGCGGAGGGCAACCAUCUGGAGCCGGUGGUGGGCACCAAGUACGCCAAACUGGUUGUGGACCAGGCCCACAAUUCAUGGAUGCCGCUGGAGGCGGGUUCGCCACCACUCGGUGGCGACAACGAGGAUGAAGCUAUCCUGCGUUAUAUUGGCUCCCAUCUGAGCAGCGUGCUGGUAACCGUUUCGCUAUCUGUGAUAAUCAUCAGCAUUUGCAUCAUUUUGUUGCAACGCCAGCGGAUCCGCUCGCCUCCCCGCUUCGGCGCCCCCUCCCUGGCCGCCCACCUGCCGCACAAGACGCUGCCGCGUGCUCUGCAGCACCAGCAGUAUCAAUGCACCUUGUAGGUGCACUUCCAGCUCCUCUGGUUCCCCAAUCUCCUAGCUAUGCCCACUUGUCUUGCUGAAUAGCUACAAAAAAACCUUCGUUUAGCUGAAGAUGACUGCGCAUAGCCACGCCCCCGCCUCCAAUUGCAGUUCUCAAAACUGAAAUGCAACGGUACCAGCGAGAUCAUCAUCCUCAAAAAAAAAAGAAAUUUACAUAAUUGUGAACUCGUCUUGUUUGGCUCUGGUCGGAGCUUUAACUUUU
Drosophila bipectinata is the source of this 2254-nucleotide messenger RNA. RefSeq lists its product as uncharacterized. The record is from RefSeq and is a predicted model, not a curated record. NCBI's taxonomy places the organism in Eukaryota, Metazoa, Arthropoda, Insecta, Diptera, Drosophilidae.